AUAAGACAUUUUGCUUUAAUGGUACUGGCUAUAUUAGUUGGCUAUAAUUUAAAAAUAGUAUGUUAUUAAUAUUUUAAAUUGUUAAAAUAGAAUAUAUCAGUUCAAUAUGGUAAUAAAUGAUGUACAAUUUUCCUACAGAUUUUCUUACAGACCUGUAGAGGUUCGACAAAUUUAGCCAUCCAUAAGAGGUUGGCUAAAUUUAUAGACAACAGGUGAGCGUGGUUGGAGUUGAGUUUUUGGAGCUGUUGGCUAAAUUUUUUUAUUUUAGGUAUGCCAACUCAACUUUUAGCCAAGGGAUUUAGAUGGUUGGAGAUGCUCUGAUCUGCUUGCAUUUUACCUUUCGUUGUUUCGGGUUGAACUUCAUUGGAUUGGAUUUAUUGACUUACAAUUUACCUUUUGUUGUUUCGGGUUGAGCUUAAUUUGAUUUGAUUCUUGAUGCAAUUAAGAGAUACAUCAGAAGUGGUGUACUGCGCUUUUUGAUGCAGUCUUUGUUGCUUCUUCAUCUAAAAUACUUCUGUAUAGACGGGGAUGGAUGGUUUUAAACUGAUCAUAUAUGCUAGGUUUAUCUUAACAUAACAUGUGAAUAAGUCGUGCCCUUUUAUCUUUUUGGAAUUGAUUAUAACGUGAAACAUUACACUGCUGUGUAGAAUUGGACUUCAUUUAUAUCCUUGUAUGACAAUGAUUGAUAGAGUUGCACAUGUCAGUUUACUGCACAAUUAUCCUGUGAUUACUUAUUGGAGUUCAAAAUGACUGAAUUUUAGCUAUACAAAUUGGACUGAUUGUUGAUUUGUUUCUAUGAAAACUUGAAGAAGUUUUGACUGAGGAAGCAGGAACGCUAUCAGUAGAUUGGAGACGGAGGUUAUAAGAUCGGCAGGUUGGAGGACGGAGGUAGAGGUUAUAAGAUUGCGGUGGAGCCAUGGAGAUACCUCCUUCACCUAGCCCUUCACCAGCUUCCCCUGUGCCUGCCCCCAUUGAUCUGGCUAAUAAGGGACCAUAUAUUACUCUGCCUAAUCCAGAACCAGUUGAUACAGAGACCUGUGACAGGAUUUUCAUGACAUGUCACCUUAAACGCAUCACUGCAUGUGUCGGCCUCCAAGGAUCUAUGCUUAUUGUCCGUAAUGAUGAUACUAGUUCUUUGAAAGUCAAUGUUACAAUUUUUCCAGUGAAUGUAACCUACAAGGAAAUAGACAUACCAAGGCACCAAACCAAGAAGAUUAAUAUAUCAGGCAAUUUUACAAAAAGAUCAUCAAUUUUGUUGGAUGCUAAAAAUGGGCAAUGUAUAAUUCACAUGCGCGGUUCUGUCAACACCUAUAUAACUCUCAUCAGUGGAGCCUGCACAGUGUUUUCAGUAGUUCUGAUUAUAGCGGGGACUUGGACCUGCUUAAAGUUCUGGAAAAGAAGACAACAUCCUGAAGGCGUUGCAUACCAAGAACUCGAGAUAGGCCACUCAAAAUUAGUGUCUUCUGCGAAUGUGGAAGCUGCAGAAGGUUGGGAUCAAGUCUGGGAUGAUCACUGGAUUGAGGAGGAAGGCGUAUAGUCAGCUGCUGGAAAUUUAGUUAGUAAGUGGUAAUUCAGAUGAUUACUGGGGGCAGUUUCUUUAAAUUUGAGUUUGAUUCAAAAUAUGACAGCAGAAGGAAAAGUAGAUAAGCUAAAGAGAUUUACACAAAGCUGUAGGAUUAAUUGAUCGAGGAAGAAUCCUCCAAUGUCAAGGAUCAGAAAACCAGGUUUCAGGAAUGAUAAAAAGAAUUGGUAAUUGGACAUUGAUUUUUCCAGUUAUGUAGUUAAUUAGAUAUUUGCUUGCUGAUAUCCUCCAUAUUUUGCAGGGUUGCUAAACAUCUUGACUUGGCAGACAAGUAUAUCUUUAGUAACUGACAAUAUACAGAUUAAAAGAUAGUUAAUCCUGCGUUAAGACCUAAUGGUUUAAGCAAAGAAUUCUAGCCAGAAAUAAAUCUGUAGUACGAAGAUGCCUUUUUACCAGGCACUAAUGACUCUACAGUACAAACAUGAUGUAGUUGUUUCUUCUCUAUCAGAUACACUGCUGAACUUGGACUACUGUACAGAUUUUGGAUUUUUUUUUUUGUCAGUAGAUUUUGGAUUUUUUUUAUCCAGUAGAUUUUGGAUAUUAUUAAUUAGUCAUCUGCUCUCUCAAAAUAAUUAUCACACAAUGCAGGAAGCACAUAGUUCAUAAAAUGUUCAGCCAUACCAUACCCGUCAGCGGUUAUAGCAAGCACCGUUGGUAGUUCAUGUAUGAUGCGCGAAGUAUAGUUAAGAUUUAAGGAGCUAAUUGAGCUGUUGUUUCCGCUGUUAAAUGACAACAAGGUUCUCAUUUCAAAAUCUUAAACCGCUAAUUCAAAUACUAACACAUGGGACUCAGGUUCCGACCGAGAUUAAUAAAAUGCCACCAUACUUUCAAACGAUAGUAAUACUAGUGGAUGUAUGUCCCGGAAGUUCUCUGUGUUGCAACAAUCGUCCCUCGUACAACAGCUAAAUCUCAAUGGGACGUGAAGGUUCAAAGGUGGGGUAGGAGUAUUAGUUGGCCUGCACAGUCCAUUACUAAAGCAAGAAGCAUCAGCACCAAAUUGACAGAUAAAAGUGACUAUUGCUAUGGUGGCUACAAUUCGCACUGUCAAGACUAAAGAUGCUGCUGAGUGCUGAUACUCCACUU
Molecule: messenger RNA, 2665 nt
Organism: Daucus carota subsp. sativus
Lineage: Eukaryota; Viridiplantae; Streptophyta; Magnoliopsida; Apiales; Apiaceae
Exons: 4
Coding region: 917-1537 (206 amino acids)
Source: RefSeq, a predicted model, not a curated record